This is a messenger RNA of Staurois parvus, 345 nucleotides long. NCBI's taxonomy places the organism in Eukaryota, Metazoa, Chordata, Amphibia, Anura, Ranidae. The record is from the annotation of a GenBank genome assembly.
AUGCCAAGAGAUGUGUUCACGUUAUCCCAAGAUAAGUGCCAAGUACCUGAUCCCCCAGCUCAGCCCCAGGUUGUGGUUGUAUCGGAUGCGGAGGUCGCUAUCUCCUGGAAACCGAGCACCAGGGAGGGCAGCUCGGCCGUUCAGUACUAUUCUGUAGUAUAUACAAGGCCAGAUCUUGACAGUGAGUGGGUUGCCAUAACAGAGCGUGUGCAGAUGGACUCCAUGGUUCUGAAAGGAUUAAUUUCCGACACCAAAUACCAGUUUGCUGUAAAGGCAGUGAAUUCCUUUGGAGAAAGUUUACUCAGCAUUCCUAGCGAAGUUAUCAGGACCUUCCGUAAGUAAAAU